AUGGGCAUCGGAGAAAAAACACUUUUGCUUGUAUCGGGAAGCAGGGAAAUGUCAGUCCUGACAGGGACAUCACAAGCACAAGUCCUGUCUCCAGACAAAGGAUACACAGUAAAAAAAGUGUCUUCAUCUAACACUUUUAUAGUAAAAAGGGGCAAUAGGUAUACAGAGAUCAAGCAUGUACUCGAACUCGUUGAAAAUCCAUUAGAUCUUGAGAAAAUUCAUGACUCUAUUCCAUCUAGCUCCAUAUGGAAUCUGUUGCCGCCCGUAGAUGUUCAAGGCUGCUUUUACUUGGGAGACUCCCAGAUAGAGCUCGUAGAAAAGGAGUUGAAGUUGCUGAAACUGAGCGGUGGAUAUGCAAAGAUCAAUUACAAGGACAUGGCAGAUGUAGCAUGCUAUAUUAGUAGCGUUAAGGAAUGUAGCGAUUUUGGCAUUAAAAUGGAUAUUUAUCCCGAGAUAGUGAAGGAAUGGGCUCUCAGGAACUUUACGGGUGAUCCAGCAGAAGUAGCCCUUCACUGUCUAUUGGCUUGCGAUGAGGGAGGCAAUAUGGAAAUCUUUUUGAAAUCUUGGGAAGAGAUGCAUCUAGAUGAGGUAAAUAUUGGAGAUCUUACUCAGCGUGUGAAUUCUACUUUCAUUCCCCAGAAAAAGAAGGAAAGAUUACAACAAUAUCUCAAUAAAUUGACUGGAUGA
Messenger RNA from Encephalitozoon intestinalis ATCC 50506, 687 nucleotides. RefSeq lists its product as uncharacterized. The coding region runs from base 1 to 687 and encodes 228 amino acids. The record is from RefSeq and is a predicted model, not a curated record. NCBI's taxonomy places the organism in Eukaryota, Fungi, Microsporidia, Unikaryonidae. The transcript has a single exon.